Molecule: messenger RNA, 276 nt
Organism: Penicillium subrubescens
Lineage: Eukaryota; Fungi; Ascomycota; Eurotiomycetes; Eurotiales; Aspergillaceae
Exons: 1
Coding region: 1-276 (91 amino acids)
Source: RefSeq, a predicted model, not a curated record
AUGAGCAUUGUGAGUCUGGGAGAUGACUUUGAGAGUGACAAGGCUUUACUCCAGCAUCUCAGUGACAGCCCCAUCAACCACUAUGUCCCAGAUCAGGAUCCGGGCGCAUCAGCUUACACUGGGAGCAAUCGGCAGUAUAGUUCUAAUCUCAAACUUGGCUACCUAGGUGUCGUCGGUCCUAAACGUUGGAUCAUAGCAGAUGGUCUGCUUUUCUCGGAUUCAGAUGCUUUGAUUGUGGUCGCGGAUGCUUCAAUCCAUAUAUACGCGAUAUGCUAG